Phalaenopsis equestris is the source of this 565-nucleotide messenger RNA. RefSeq names its product basic leucine zipper 2-like. The record is from RefSeq and is a predicted model, not a curated record. The transcript has a single exon. The annotation marks the transcript as partial. Gene Ontology annotation, biological process: positive regulation of DNA-templated transcription. Gene Ontology annotation, molecular function: DNA binding. Lineage: Eukaryota; Viridiplantae; Streptophyta; Magnoliopsida; Asparagales; Orchidaceae. Gene Ontology annotation, cellular component: nucleus.
AAUUCUGGAGAGAGAAACUCAUCUAGUGAGAGAAAGAGAGUGAUAUAUCUCAGAGAUUAAUAGCCUUCUACUCUCCCAAGAGAAGGAUUCCUUAAAGAGAGAGAGAGAGAGUUCUCUUCUUCUCUUCCAAACUCUAGACUGAUGAAAAAUGGCCCAAUUGCCACCCAAAUUCCCCACAAUUCACCUUCACAAGACCCUCUCAUGGGCCGACGAAUUCCUCGACUUCUCCGCGGCGAGGCGCGGAGCUCACCGGAGGUCAGUGAGCGACUCGGUCGCCUUCUUCGAAACACCGGAGACGAGCGAAUUCGACCGCCUCGACGACGAGCAGCUGAUAUCGAUGUUCACCGAUCCGGCGGCUCCGCCUCAGCCGCCACCUGCUGCGGCGGCAGCGGUGUCGUCCGGGAAUAAUUCUAUGGCUUCGGAUGAAAACAGUGUGAAUGCGGAGAAGGGCGGCGGAGGAGGGAAGAUGAAAACUGAGUUGGAGGAGGAGCAGAGCCAAUGUAUGGAUGGGGGGUCGCCGGAGAAGGUGUCGGCGGAGAAUCGAGGCCCCCCGGUUGGCGCAACG